UGAAUAGAUCGCAUUCAAUAAGAUUCUCAAGUUUCAACAGUUGUUGAGGACCCAAAAAAAGAUCUUUCCACCAUGUCAACUGCUUCUAUCGAGUACGACGACGCCGCCACCUUUGGCAUUGUGGGUAACUUCCCCGGCGACGACGAGCUGUUGGCGGAAUUGCAAUGGUGCGGCGACACCUUUUCCAAAGCGGAAAAUCCCAAACCUCCACUGGCCCGACUGGUGACCCUGUUGGACCGUUUGCCGUUGAAAGGACGUAAUGCCGUGGUCCGCCGCUAUUUGGCCAAGAGUCCUCACCGCGAUGCCAUUGUCCGAGACUUAUUCGAGUAUUGUUUUCAGCAAGACGAAGAUGAGGAUUACGGAGACAAGAUGCAAGUGGAUGGGGAAGACGACGAGGAACGAGAAGAAGACGAGUUUGUUCUCAUUGCCAAUCCCACUAGCAGUAGUAGUGGUAGUACGACCGAGGCUGCUGACAGUGCUCCUCCGGCUGCUGUCGCUGCUGCCAAACCACUCAAUGGGAAUCGCUUUCACAUUUUCCAAGUGGUCCUUGUCUUGAUGGCCGCGUCGGGUCCUGCCGGAGCCGACCUAAGUCGUCGCUAUUUGAACACUACGGCCAGUACCAAGUACCGUCCCAAAAUUCUGAUUCAAAUUGUGGAAUCCUUUUCUCCCCAAGACUUUUCCAAUGAGGAACUCUGGAAGCACUACCAAGAAUCGCCCCGGUCCGUGCAAGAUGCCGUUGUCAAGGCGUGUCAACGCAGCAAGGCAAGGCCGUUGUUUCUCCAAAUGGUGGACCAAGACCAACGACGUCGCACCGGGGAAACACUCCGCUACCCCGAUUUGAUGUAUUGGUGUCCCAGUGAUUACGUCGCCGCGCAGUUGGAACAAUUGGUGAACACCCCGGAAUUGAAUCAAUUCCAAUUGGCUCAUUGGGGCAAACACGGUUCUACCUAUUUGGAGUUCUUGCGCCGUCGCAUGACUAACUCCGGACCCGAUAAACUCAAACGAGGUGGAUGGUGGUCCUACUUUUAUGGGCGGUUGGACACGGCCAGUAUGCAAUCCGACCAUGUCCGGGCAUUGCAGCUAAUUCUACAAGAAUUUCCCUCGUGCUAUAUUUUCAAGAGUGUCAAUGACAAGGCAACGACCCAGUAUUUGCAAGAACUGUCUGCCAAGGGAGGAGACGAAGAUGUGGAAAAUUUUGUCGAUUUGGUCAAACGGUAUCAUUUGCCACCGGCAUUGGUCGAAACCAAGUUGACCAAGAAGGAACGCUUCGAAUAUGUCGUGGCGGCGUUCAACGACAAGGAUUGGGACCGCUUUACCCAAGUCAAGAAUCUCUCCACCAAGAAGAAGAAAAAGGGUCGGUCAAACCAUUGGGGCGGCCGAGGUGGUCGCGGUGGUCGUGGCGGUCAUUUUGGUGGCCGUGGUGGUGGUGGUGGAGACGCGAACGACAACCAUUCCGAACUCCUCGUGCCGCGACACAAAUUGCCCUACAAGGAUACUUUCAAGGCCGUGGGGAUGGACGCGUUUUGGGCUCGUCACAUCCAGUCCGAUAGUAAUAAUGAUUUGCAUCAGGACAAGUUUUUUGGGCACUUGGCGCACAAGGACUUGUACCAGCAAGCACCCCUGACGGAACGGGCUUCCAUUUUGGAAUGUUGGACGGACCUCCAUCGUCGCUGCAAACCAUCCGAUCUGACGGAGGAGCAACGGAAACAAUACGGUCGAGGUGGAAAUAAGUCCACUUUGGAGUGGAUGUGGAAGAGGUGGUAUGCGAGUUACGGCAUGUUGUACCAAGGCAGUUGUUGGGACUUUGACGGAUUGUCGUCGGAAGAACCACGCCAGCACAAAAUGCCACAAAAGCAAGUCCAACAUGCGCAACUUGUCCUCCAGUUGGCUCUUCAGGCGUUGCAAGAGGAAGGAGUCCCGGUACUAGGUUGUCUUUCGGUGACUCUGGUCCUCAAACCUGUCCGGGAAUUGCUGAAUAACAUUCCUUGUUCCCGUGUGGCGGAGCUCAAAGACGACGAUCCCAGGAAGGAAAUCAUGAUGCCAUUGAUCCAACAAGGUGCCUCCAUAAUCGUGGACCACGUCUUGCCGCUAUUGAGCGGCAGUGUGCAGUUUGAUCCUGCCGUGGAAAAUACUUACGUAAAUCAGGAGUCCUUGAACUUGUUCUCCACAGUCUUGUCCGAGAUUGGCAGUCGCUGGCAAACCAACGAGCAAGUCACGACGGCCAUCAUGUCGUUGGUACUGGAUGUGCAUCUUCGGGCACAGACCACGCAAACAGCCGAGGGGGCCUCGUUUGUUGUCACGGCGGUGGCUUCUGGUGACAACGACAACAGCGCAUCGUCGCCGCCACAGAAAAAGAGCAAAAAGUUUGCCUACUUCAAGGCCGAUCUUCACAAGGAUGCACAGCGCAAGUGCCGAAGCCUCGCCAUGGAGUUCUUGAGACACCAAAAGGAUGCUGAUGCAUUGUACGCGAAGAAAGAGAUGAUCCAGAAAGUGUGGGACCUUCUCAAAAACGAGCAGGACUCGGCGGCCAAGAAGCAAGACCCCACUGAGUGGCUCCAAUCGUGCCAGCAGUACUGCCCCAAGCACUUGCUCGAGGAAGAAAAGCCGUCGCUCAUUGCAAAAUCCCGAGCCUUUGUCAUUACUACCGCCAAAGACAACCACCGAUGGAAGGAUGCGUUGGCCCCCGUUGCCAAGCAGCUCCAGGAAUUUGGAUGGCUGGAGCUUGUCUUGGAUCUUGACGAUGAAGAGAUCCCCAUGAACGUGAAACACUCGCUGUUGGUGGAUCAUGCGGGCUUUGCCAACGAGAAGGUCCGACAGAAUCUAAAGGAUCAAACAUACGCGGCCAGCGGUGAAGAACGAGCAGAAGGCCUCAACGAAUGGCUUCAGCAGGCGUGCGCCACGGAGCAGAUGUCUCUCAUCGAUGAGGCGUUGGCGUUCGCUGCCGGCCGCGUCAAGAACGAGUCUGGAGCCAACCGAAAGACUGUCUUUGCUUGGUUAGAGAAGAACUUUGCGUCGGACAUUGUGGUGCCAUCUCUCCACGCCAAAGAUUUGGAUGUUGCACUUGUGGAUCGACUCUGCGCCGCGAUUUUGUCCAUUCAACAGAACGACCUCAACCGACUGGAUUCUGUUGGACGCUACGUUUGCUUCCCAAGGCUCCCACAGCGCAUCCUUGGCGCCGUGUUGGCGUUCGACCCCACCAGGGUUUGCCUCGAGCGUCGUCGUCGGUGGAUCGAUUGUUCCAUUCGUUUACACUGGGACCUUGACGUUGCAUCCAACGGCGACGAGCGUUCCGCCUACUACUCGUGGCCCAUUCCGCAACUGGUCCUGAAAAGUGCGGUAUGGAUCUCACAGGAGGACCUCGAUGUAUUGUACCCGCCAUCAAAGCCGUCCAGUUCUGUUAGGCUCGCAAAGUUGGGAACACAGCUUGGGCACACGCAUCAACUGAGCUGGGUUGUCCGCAAAGGAUUUAACAAGGACAACACGUUCGGGCCAGCGCAAUGCGUGGGUUUGCUGGUGGAGGCUAUCAAUUCUGUUUGGCGAGAUGAAAUUGCUGUGCCAGCUUUGCUCGUGGACGGACGGUUCCGCGAGAACGACCAGCAGAUUGCAUCGGCCCAGAGGGCCCGCUUGGAAGGGCUCUUCCAGUUGUGCGGAACCGUCUGGGAAGAAGUCGACUUCUUAGCAUCGGCCUUCGACAACAUCUUCAAAGAUAUUGAGUCUGCACCCCGUUCUCAUGUUGUCGAGGCAAGCGCGCUACUUGACAAAAUCAUGCAGAUUCACGGCGAGAGUUUCGGUUAUUACGAUGGGGUGACAUCCUGCCCUCGCGCCGUGGCCUACUCGCCGCGUCUGGCCAACGCUUGCGACAAGUUGUUCCGGGUUGCUGUAGCUACACAGUGGAUCGCAAUUUCAGCGCCACGAUGGCAAAGCGUAUACCUGGAGCGUGGUUCUAGAGUCUGGACUGACGUGGAAGUGGGUGAUCGGGCAAAGAACUUUGUUUAUAACCACAGCGACGGCUGCGAGCCGGAUUGUUGGCGUCUUGUUGUCGACAAGACAGGCCGGAUUCAGCGAGAGGCAGAGAUGGCCAAGGAGCUCCUUGACAUUUCUACCAGUGCGUUGUUCCUUGACUGUGUCCAAAAGGUCCUUUUCACUAGACGUCAGGACGUCCUGGCGCGAUACCUGAAGGAAGAGGUCGAUCCAAAGGGAGUCUUUCGCGGUUCAGAGGAGCAAAGCUUGAGCGAGAAUCUUUUCACCGCCAUGGACAAUAUCGCAUUGCUUAGUUGCAACUCGAGCGUCAGCAAGUGGUACGCCAAAUUUGCGCUCGACAAAGCUGGCACCAGCAGGGCCGAUCUCGAAUCGAGAGUGCAAGCAAUUCACAAAUUCAUGAGCUCGCCGUCAACGCAGCAUGCAGACGUACUUGCCGCUCUUCAGGGCGACCUGGACGAUGCUGUGCGCGAAGCGCUCAUCAAUCGAGUCUUUUCUUUGGACAGCCCUUGGCAUAUCUUGGGGCACCUGCUCAGUCGCAAGGCCAUUGAAAAGAACGAUCAACGAGUAACGGCUGCAUUGUUGGGCUAUGUUGCCCGCCACGUCCACGUCGACAAGGUUGUCAGGGUUGUUGGUCUUCUUCUUGGUAAACGACGCCGAAAGAAGCUGAGUUUCCAGCUACACAAAGGAGCCAUCCGGAUGCUGUUUGAUGCUGGAACCCCGGAAGCAAUGGCUCUUUUGCGGAAGGAAUGGGACAAUGAGCUAUCUGAUGGCGUCCGUGCCCUUGUGAUCGAGAAAUGCAUGGAAGCCGUUGUGGCUGGAAAGACCGAGGGUUGGGAGGCCACGGUUCUGUCGCGAGUGGCAACCGACAACUCGUUCGAGGCUGAAGUCAAGUUUGUUUUGCUCGCGCCUCAGCGGUCGAACCGGGCUUACGGGUCUAUCGACAUCCGGAAGGCCGCCGGUGUCGCAACAGAUGAGACCCUGGAUCUAUAUCGACGAAAGCAACCCAACCCAGUUUACGUGAACUCGUCCCCGGUGGCUCGGAAAUUGAGUGCCAUACUGAAGGAGCUGGAAUCGUCGUCGACAGAUGAAACCCUGUCAUUUCUGGCCAGAUUGAAGAAGUUGGCGCUCUCGGAUUUGUUUGCAUCCGAUCCAGUUGAUGAUCAAGAGGCUUUGGAUGACAUGUUGCUGUACUUGACCACUCCGCCAUCGUCCGAAGAUGCGGUCGACCACAAGACGCAAGCAGGCUUUCCUUGUGUUGCGGAAAUGUUUGGUGCGGCGGCUACGCGGGUACUGGCCGCGGCUUUGGGCCUGUCUUCGGAGAAAAUGGAUCUGAAGGAUAUCAAGGAAAAGUGUGCCCAGCUUGCCGCAGUGAUCAAGUUGCGUGGUUGCGUUCGUUCCCAGCUGGACAAGGCGUUGGAUUUGCCAGCCCGACACCACCUGCAAAGGACGCUUGUUCUGAAUUCCCUCCAGUCCCUGAUCCUAGGGGUUCAGGCAUACUCUUUGUGCCAAGGAAUGGAUGCCAUGCUAGUGAUGGAUCCUUUCAAGAAGGACUUUGAGCUGAUGUCGAAAGAUGCCAGCCUUGUGUCACAAAUUUGUUUACCCUUUCUGGGGGGAAGGCUUUGAUUUAGAGAAGAAUAAAAAUCCCCGGCUACAGUUUCCCUUGUUUGUAGUCCUCUUAUUAGUGUACAUUGUCAACGUGGUUUUAAAAACAUGUGGCGUUGAUGUUGUGGUUGCAGCACCGGUAGCUAGCUGGUCGGUGAGAGAGAAAACUGAAAUCAAAGACUGAGGACUCAAAUCAUGCCGGAUCCAGUGUAAUUAAAACCAUAAUAUUAUUAUUAGUAUUGACCCACCGCCAACCGUGCAC
Seminavis robusta is the source of this 5845-nucleotide messenger RNA. The record is from the annotation of a GenBank genome assembly. NCBI's taxonomy places the organism in Eukaryota, Bacillariophyta, Bacillariophyceae, Naviculales, Naviculaceae.